This is a messenger RNA of Galdieria sulphuraria, 510 nucleotides long. RefSeq lists its product as uncharacterized. Lineage: Eukaryota; Rhodophyta; Bangiophyceae; Galdieriales; Galdieriaceae. The coding region runs from base 107 to 436 and encodes 109 amino acids. The transcript has 2 exons. The record is from RefSeq and is a predicted model, not a curated record.
AUUAUCUAAAACAAAUGAUUUUGUUUAUGAAGCACUCCACCACUUCUUUUUGGAGAUGUUUUGACACAUGAAUAUUUGUUUGAUAUUAUUCUCAGACUUUUGCGUUAUGGAAGAGCGGCUAAUGAGUGCAGCUUUAUCUUUUAUUGAGUUAUUUGGAAUAGAUUCUGUUUGGAGGAGCUUUUAUCCUUGGCAAGCAUAUGAGAAAGACUUAAAAGUUAUUCUUAAAGACAGAGAAAGGAAAAAGUUUGGUCCUCCUAGUGAAAAGCAUACAUUUUUAAUACGAAUCGUUGUACGUGUUGUUCUUCGUAAAGCCCUGUUUAUUCCUUUGAGGUUUGUGAGAAACCACGAACUCUUAUUAUCAAUGCUUGCUUCUUCAAUAGUUGUUCAUUCCCAAUACCAAAUAUCUUCUAAAUAUAUUAUUCCUGGUACUAGCUAAGGCUUGAUGUAGAUAAUAAAUACAAAGGAAUGUUACAAGUCUUCUAAUCUUUAGAUAAAAAGUUCUAUUGAUAG